CUUGCUGCUAUUUGUUAUCUUCAUCCUUGAAUUUGCUUUGAUUGUCCCUCUGCAUCGCACCUCUUGAAAAAGUCUGCAUCCUUGAUCGGUCGGACAGGGAGUGCCUUUUUUUUCUUCGUCAUCGUUCCUCCACUGCACUUGUUCAUUCCAAGAGCAAGACCAAGACCCAAGACGGAAGAUCAAGUGUCUCAAGCCUAGUUAUGUUGACAACACAGAUCCAGGUCCUGCUCUACGUGGGAAACAUUCAGCUCGUGAGCUGCUCCGUCUUCGUCCCCAUCCCCAACAUCGUCGUCAAGUCCCACCAGACCCUCGAGGCCAUCCUGCCAUAUCUGCCCCUGUCCCUCACAGCGACUACAGCCGAUCCAGACGAAUCUUCGGAACAGCAGCAGCAGCUCCUUACUGCAUCCUCAUCUCCCUCUUCAGGAGACUCGCAAGCACUGGUACCAUCAUCUUCUCCAUCGUCGCCAACUGCCCCAACUCCUUCUGCCCUGGUUCUCUCCUCCAAGGCAUCCGACCUCAGUCUCAGGAACAGACGAACACGUGAAGGCGCCUCUAUUUCCGGUACUACAAGUCCCAGUGGGGGUCAAGAUACCAAUCGAAUCAGCCCCGACUGCUCCAUACCUGCAACAACCUGCAUCAAGAUCUCGCUCCAGCCCACACCCACCUUCAAGUUCGUCAAGCCAAAGUGUCCGCAUCUGCACCAGAAGCACAGGAACCAACGCCACAUCCGACAGCAGCAGCAGCAGCAGCAACAGCAACAGCAACAGCAACAGCAACAGCAACAGCAGCAACAACGCUCUCGCUCUCAUUCACACUCUCAUUCGCAUCCCUCUCAUUCACGCCCUCAUUCGCACCCCCAUUCUCAUCGGCGAACCAACAUCCACCAUAUGGCCCCACUUGAAUAUUCCCCUCAACCCGCCCUCUCCUCUACCCCCUCUUCCUCCACCUCAGGCGUAAUCAUCCUCAAGUUUUCAUACCCAGUCCCCUCCAAUACCCCUGACUCGCCCUCCAAAAUCCCAGACGUCGUUCAGGUCACUGGCACCUUCAAUGGUUGGAAGCGCAGCGAUCCUCUAACCCGAAACCAAGAGACCUCUCGUUUUGAAGGCGAAAUUCCAGUUGCAGUCGACAGCAUCCGAGAGCAGGAUCAGGGCCAGGGUGCAGUGAAUAACACUAAAAAGAUCCUAUUCAAGUUUGUGCUGGAUGGAGCCCAAUGGGUCACGGAUCCACAGCAGGAGCUGGAGAGGGAUCGCGCCGGAAACCUGAAUAACGUUCUCUUCUUGAGCAUAGCAGCUGGCACAACCAACACUGCAGCUUUUGCAACGGCAGAGGAGCAAGACAAGAAGCUCGAGGAUGUUACGCCGACAACUGCUGCAGCAACAGCCUUCACAUCCGUCGAAAAGGAAGAGUCGGAGGAGGAGAGGAUCGCACGAUUGAAGCAAGAAGAAAAUGAUGAUGCUGUAAUCCGUCAAUUCGGAGGUGGAAUGUGGGGCGCGCCUUCCUUUGCCGUGAAUGAUCCUGUCGACCUGCCCGAGCACUUUGUCGCAGCUCCAGAGCAAGCCGAGACCUUGGCCGAGACUGAUAUCGGUACAGAGGAACCGCCUGUCGAGAGUGCCUCGGUCCCUGCUGCUACUGCUGUCGCUCCUGUCGAAGACGUCAAGGUCGAGCAGCCUCAAUUGGUCAAGGAGAGGGUCGUUGAUACCCAGGUAGUCUCCGAGAAUGUGAUGAAGAAAACAGAAGAGGAGGAUGAGGAUGAUAAAAUCAUUAAGGAACUUGGUCGCGGCUUUUGGGGAACACCUUAUUUCCAAGUCAAUGACACUACCGCGUUGCCGGAACCCUUUUCCGGAAUUGCCGCUGUCGCUGCCAAGUCGGACGAAUUGCCAUCGGAAUCAGAGACCGUUAUCGUUACAGAGAAGGAAGCCACAGUCGUCAAGGACAUGGUCUCUGCCACAGUUAGUGGCAGCUUGAUCAAGACAGUCGUCCAGACCACGGAGGAUACGGUCAUCGAGGACCCCGAUGGUACAUUUUUGGAGGAGUCAAUCACCACCAGUGUCCGGGAAACGCUCUCGGGUGAACUCCAGGAGUCCGUGACGGAGAUGAUCGAGACCGUCGAAGAGGAGAAGGUCCCAGCAUCUGGAAUUGAAGUGACUGAGACUGAGACUGCGAUUGCGAUCCAGGCCGAAGAUGGCGUCGAGACGACGGUCAUCGAGGACACCUUCACCUUCACUGACGGACCCGUAGUUGACGCCGAUAGCCUUCACUCACUCACUACUGCCGUCAAACCCAUCAAACGAGGUGAGAGCUUUAUUGUUGAGCAAUCGCCCGAGGUGGUUGUGGAGUCACCAACUGCAGCUGAGUCCGAGGUCCUUGCAACUGUAGGAGAUACAAGACCUCAGAUCGAUGAGUCCGUCGACCCUGCGCCCUCUCCCAUGAGCACCCAGACCAGCAGCGUAGCAAAUAAUGUGCAACCAAUCAGCGUUGACAGCAGUAAGAUCAGUCUUGUAGGAGGCGACGAGCAGAAUACAGUGCUGUUGCAGAGCCUGUCUAUCUCUGCAAUGCCAUUGAAGAACAAAGUCGUUGUAGGAUUAGCUGGAGACGCAAAACCGACGGCGGAUCUUUCAGUAGCGACGCACAUGGACGUGACUACAGCACCUGCAAAAAAUUCGUCAACGUCUGCGUCGAUUGCGUCGUCUGGAGCGAGUGCAGAUGUGCCUUCUUCGGGCGUGAACUCGAUCUUGACGUCGUCGACAGGGCUCACGGAGAAGACGGAAAAUACGGAGAAGCUUGCAAAGCGAAAGUCAAUCUGGAAGAAGAUCAAGAAGGUGCUUUCUUGAACCAGGCGCGCAUACAACUCGUACACGUAUCU
This is a messenger RNA of Gamsiella multidivaricata, 2863 nucleotides long. RefSeq lists its product as uncharacterized. Gene Ontology annotation, cellular component: cytoplasm; mRNA cleavage factor complex. The record is from RefSeq and is a predicted model, not a curated record. The transcript has 2 exons. Gene Ontology annotation, molecular function: mRNA binding; RNA polymerase II complex binding. Lineage: Eukaryota; Fungi; Mortierellomycota; Mortierellomycetes; Mortierellales; Mortierellaceae. The coding region runs from base 201 to 2831 and encodes 876 amino acids. Gene Ontology annotation, biological process: termination of RNA polymerase II transcription.